Molecule: messenger RNA, 3662 nt
Organism: Phycodurus eques (leafy seadragon)
Lineage: Eukaryota; Metazoa; Chordata; Actinopteri; Syngnathiformes; Syngnathidae
Gene: sesn2
Product: sestrin 2
Exons: 11
Coding region: 1502-3052 (516 amino acids)
Biological process (GO): cellular response to L-leucine; positive regulation of macroautophagy; cellular response to leucine starvation
Cellular component (GO): nucleus
Molecular function (GO): oxidoreductase activity, acting on peroxide as acceptor; L-leucine binding
Source: RefSeq, a predicted model, not a curated record
CAAGGAGACGCUUCUGCAUCUGCUGCGGUUGGCCCGGUCGUGUCCGUUGCGGGAGGUGCGAGCCAGGGCCAUCGAGCUGCUGCGGACCGCCCAGGUGAGUCCUCCUCCCCGGGCUCAAAUGGCACCACAAAGCCCAGCCGAUUAGUGCCAUGUACCCUCGAUAUUCGCGUAGGUGAGGGACCGAGACCAUGCGCGAAUACUAUAGACGCCCCUUAAAUGUGUAUAACUGCUUCUAGUUAUAGUUGAAAGACUAAAUAACCCCCAAACAAUAUUCUAAGUCUUAAAUAAGUCAAGUAUCAUUUCAAAGUCAUCUUACAACAUUGCACUCAGAAAUCAAUGGCUUGGAGAUGAUCAGAUUUAGACGGAGGCCGUAGAAAUAACCAAUUCCUACUUUCCUAUUAGCCAUUUGAAGUUUUUUACUCUGGGAUUCGCUGCCAAAUUUGUGCCGUCGAGCUUUUGGCCAACGCUAGCUGCUACUCCGCGAACAACAGCGCUCCUAACAUACUCGGCAUUUUAGUUAGCACCAUGAGUUACUGCGUCACAUAUUUGCCGGUUGUUACCGCUCAUCUUCCAAAGUUAGAUUCCAGUGUUAGCUUUAACAUUACUUCUAACGUUAACCGUUACUUCCAAAGUUAGCUUUCAACCUUAUCUCUAACAUUAGCUUCAAACGUUAUAUUCCAAUCUUAGCUUUGUUACUUUUAACGUUUCCUAUGGUAGCUUUAACGUUACUUUUAAUGUUAGCAUCAACAUUACAUUUAACAUUAGCUUCUGAUGUUAGCUUUAAUGUUGGCUUCCAACAUUAACUGUAAUAGCGCUAAAAAAGACCAUUAGUCUCAAUGUUAGUUUACGAUAUAGGCGUCCAAUGUUAGAUUUAAGUUUUCUUCCUAUGUUACUGCUAAUGCUAGCAUAUAAUGUUAGCUUCCAAUGAUAGAUUCUGUAAUUUGUUUAUGUUACCGCUAAUGCUAACAGCUUCCAACGUUACUUCUAACAUGAAAAACAAAGGAAGCCUGUUAGCUUCCGACAAUAGUUUACCCACCGCCUCGCCUGCCUAUUGGACCUCUACUGGAAUCUUCCUUCAAUCCGGCUGGCUAUCAGCUGCUGACCCAAUGCUAGCUACACCACUAACAUGGCGCCUUAUAAGGAGCACGGUGUUAGAGCACCACUUUAGGGUCUAUAACACCCUGAAAUAGAAUACGAAUAUUGGUAGAAGUUACGUGAAACUUGAGAAUUUUGACAUGCCGUCUUAAUAAAUGCACAGACAUCACCACUCAAGAAAACGCUGACUCGGGAUAAAGGUUUAGACUUGGACUGUUCGUUCAAAAGACCUCAUUUGGAAUAAUUUCGUCACACUAAUCAAUACGGUUUCAAAGAGAGGGGGGAAAAAAAAGUUAAAAGGCUUCAUGAUUUCUGCUGGUUUCAUCAGACGUGCGCUCAGGAGGAGGUGAUGCAAGACUCUUGAGGUGAGCCAAACAAGCGGCCUCAGCCAUGCCCCCUUUUGGUCAUGGUGCACACCACUUCCUUGUGUAGCCACGCCCUCUUUUGGUCAUGGCUCACUUUCAGAUGGAGCCCAGCUCCCUUUUCUAGAACAUACACGCCCCUACCGCCCUCGAUUAUUUCUGACAAACAAGCUGCAGUUUUUCAUUCUAAUGUCCAUGAGAGGAAGUAUCAGGGAAAGAUUUCUCCACUGGAAAUGUCGGAGCAAGGAGUUGAAGUUCCUCGCACCCUGGCCUCCGGUCCCAGCGCCUUCAUUCCUGCCAAACAGAUAUUGAAAGACGGGCCAGACCAGGACAUCCUGAUCAAGUCGUUCCUGAGUCUGGGUCGCGUUGACCACGUCACCAUGGUUAUGGCGCUGCACCCCGCCUACCUCAGCUGCUUCCUGAGAACCCAGCAUGCCUUGUUGGAGAUGGACGGCCCCUUGCCCCGCCACUGGAGACACUACAUCGCCAUCAUGGCCGCCGCCCGCCACCACUGCCCCUACGUGGUACAGCAGCACAGCGCCAGCUUCCUGGAGGCCGGCGGGGACGAGAGCUGGCUGAGCGGGCUGCGGCACGCCCCGGCCAAACUGAGAGGCCUGAACCCCCUCAACAAGCUGCUGGCCCACAGACCCUGGCUCAUCACGCAGCUGCACAUCCAGGAGCUGGUGUAUCCGGGCGCCGAGCUUCGCUGGUCGUUGGCCGAGCUGAUUCACGCCGUCAUCCUGAUGGCGCACGCCCACGCCCUCUGCUCCUUCGUGUGGGGAUGCGGCCUCAACCCCGAGCCUGACCACGUCGGCGGCCACACCUUCCGGCCGCCGUCGCCCGGACACCCCACCCGCAGCCCCCUCAGCCCCGCGAACGAGGACAGGCGGCAGGAGCAGGUAGACAGCGCCAUGGAGGUGGAGGUGCUGAUGAAGAGGAUGGUGGAACUGCAGGAGCAGCAGGAGGAAGAGUGUACACAGGAGGAGAUGGUCACGCGCUUUGAGAGGGAGCGGAGCGAGAGCAUCCCCACCGCGGUGGUGCGAGAGGCGCCGCCAGAGAGGCUCCUUCACCUGAUGGAGGAUCCGGAGUUCAGAUAUGAGGACUUUGCGCCCAAAGGAGAGCAGGCUCCGCCCACCAUGAGAGCCCAGGACUACUCGUGGGAGGACCACGGCUACUCGCUGGUCAACAGGCUGCUGCCGGACAUGGGACAGCUGCUGGAUGAGAAAUUCCAGGUGGUGAGCAACCUGACGUACAACAGGAUGGCCAUGCACGAGGGCGUGGACACGCACACGCUGAGGAAAGCUCUGUGGAACUACAUCCACUGUCUAUACGGGAUCCGGUACGACGACUACGACUACGGCAGCGUCAACGUGCUGCUGGAGCGAUCCCUGAAGAUGUUUGUCAAGACCAUGGCCUGCCACCCCGAGCAGACCACUGCGCACAUCUACCACGCCUUCUGGAGGCACUUCAGGCACUCUGAGAAGGUAACGACCGUGGUGUGUCGUCAGGUCCACGCCAACCUCAUCGUGUUGGAGGCUCGCCUGCAGGCGGCGCUGUUGUACACGUUGCGAGCCAUCACUCACUACAUGAGAUGACCAACCAGCGCCACCUGAACGUUGCGGAUGCUGAGCCAGCUGUUGUGCUGCUUCUUGUAUUUUCAUAUGCUCUGUUCCAGUGUUAUACGUAUUUAAUGGGUUUUUGCACCGAAAGUUCACUUCAGCAUCAGAAAGUUGACGCUCACGUUAAUAUCGAGUCUCACGAUCGGAAUGUUUUUUGUUUUGACGGACUUGGUUUAUGGUGCAAUCCGUCAAGCGCGACUGCGUGACGCUCGCUCACUCCUCCAUUGUGUCCUUAAACGCACUUUGAGGGCUGCGAUUAAAAGAAAAUGACAAAAAGCUUGUAUUUUUCUAUUCAAUAAAGAGUUACUUGACAAAAAAAUGGACAAAGUGGUUGCUGUGGAUAUUUACAAGGUAUUUAGAUUUUUGUUCCACACAGUGGAGUUCUUUUAAAAUGAGAACUCCUCGGCCGACUCUUAAUGUCAUAUUGUUUAAUUGUAAACAUGACAUUUUAAAUUUGUUUAUAAAUGCCAAAAAAUGAAAGCAUCCAUCCAUUUUGUACCGCUUAUCCGAGGUCGGAUUGCGGGGGCAGUAGCUUUAGCAGGGACGCCCAGACUUCCCUCUCCCCAGCCACUUCAUCCGUCAUCUU